CGACCGUGCGCAUGCGCAUGCAGCGUGUAGACGGCCAUGCGCAUGCGCAAAUCGCAUGUGGCGCAGUGCUAGAGCGAGCGCAACGAGGGGCGGAGUCAAAGUGCAACGAGUCACGUAGCGUAAACGGGGCUAGUAGUAGUAGCGAAGAUCAGUAGGAGAUGGAUAUGAGCAGCAGUGAGUGUUUUGGAUGCGGUCGCUCAGGGCACUGGGUGAAGAACUGCCCCAAUGCGGGGCGUGGCCGUGGGCGUGGCAGAGGUCGAGAUCUGUUCUGUUACCGGUGUGGAGAACAGGGACAUAUUGCCCGUGAUUGUGAACAGACUGAGGAUGCGUGUUAUAACUGUCACCGGAGUGGUCAUAUCUCCCGGGACUGUAAGGAGCCGAAGAAGGAGCGUGAGCAGUGCUGCUAUAACUGCGGUAAAGCCGGACAUGUGGCCCGAGACUGCGACCACGCUAACGAGCAGAAGUGUUACUCCUGCGGUGGAUUCGGACACAUCCAGAAACUGUGUGACAAAGUCAAGUGCUACCGGUGUGGUGAGAUUGGUCACGUGGCGGUGCAGUGCAGUAAGGCCAGUGAGGUGAACUGCUAUAACUGCGGGAAGACGGGUCACCUGGCGCGGGAGUGUACCAUCGAGGCCUCGGCGUAAACGCGCCCCCCUCUUCAUCGGCCCCUCCUUUUUCAUGUUGAUGGUUGUAUUAUUUUCUGGGAAUCCUCUUCAUUGGCUAAAGCCGGGCAGACGGAGGCUCGUCUCGGCCCGCGAGCUGCUCGACAUGUUUAAAGAUUAAUAAAUGAAUGAACGAAGGGGUUUAAAAUCUUUCAGCAUUCAGCAUCAGAUGUGUUUAGUUCCGGUAGAGUGUUGUGUAGAAAUGCUUUGUUUAAAAAAAUAAAAUUAAAGAAAAAAAAUCCCUUAACCGCACCCGCCGACGUGACGACCAACGGGCGAGGCGGAGCACGGCGUGUUAACAUGGGACCGGCACGCGCUCGCCUCACGUGAGCCUUCGAGAGACGGCAGACGGGAAAAGCCUCGACUUCUGCGUACAGAUUUUUAUUUUUAUUUUUUUUUGUUUCGAAUAAAAUCGGGAGAAAAAUAA
This is a messenger RNA of Silurus meridionalis, 1089 nucleotides long. It is a transcript of the gene cnbpa, whose product is annotated as CCHC-type zinc finger, nucleic acid binding protein a. Gene Ontology annotation, molecular function: nucleic acid binding; zinc ion binding. The transcript has 5 exons. The record is from RefSeq and is a predicted model, not a curated record. Bases 159 to 644 code for a protein of 161 amino acids. Lineage: Eukaryota; Metazoa; Chordata; Actinopteri; Siluriformes; Siluridae.